Drosophila bipectinata is the source of this 596-nucleotide messenger RNA. Its product is annotated as dynein light chain Tctex-type protein 2B. The record is from RefSeq and is a predicted model, not a curated record. Gene Ontology annotation, molecular function: dynein intermediate chain binding. Gene Ontology annotation, cellular component: cytoplasm; cytoplasmic dynein complex. Gene Ontology annotation, biological process: microtubule-based movement. NCBI's taxonomy places the organism in Eukaryota, Metazoa, Arthropoda, Insecta, Diptera, Drosophilidae.
UUGUUUUUCCGCUGCCGGCUGGCGGACUGCCGAGGCAGUUCCCUAAAUCCUUUACAGGAAUCCUGUCACCAUGACCAGCUGGAAUACAAUGAAAACGCGGAUAACCGCUUCAGUGCGGACCACCAACCGCAUGAAUGCCCUGCUUUCCGAAUCCAUGCUUAGCAGGCGGCGGGCGGCCCAAAACCCCGAGGGAGAAGCCUCUGCCGCCGAGGGUGGGGAGGUCAAGAAGGAGAAACCAAAGAACGACUGGAAGUUCUUCCACACCAACUUCAACAUGGAGAGGGCCCACAAGAUCAUCGAGGAUUGCAUUGAGGAGCGGCUGCUGUGGGAUCGGUUUAGUCGCAAUUACGACUCCUGGCGGGCCCUGCAGCUCGUCGAAGGACUCGCAGCGGAAAUCAGGGACCGGGUCAAGAAACUUAAUCAUAGGAGGCACCGCAUUGUCUGCCUGCUGUCGAUUGUGGAGAAGCAGAACCAGGGCGUCUACCAGCGGAUGUGCCACCUGAUGGACGAGAAGCGGGACAAUUUCACCCAGCUGGUUUUUGAGCGGCCCACGUACUUCAUGAUUGUCGUCUUGUAUUUGGUCUACAAGGACUAGG